CUUGAAACGGCCACCAGUUGCGCUGGCGCUCGAACAAACAACACCACCACGACCUUCGUCUCCUGCUUGUCUCGCUUGCUUGCCUGUCACUGAUCUCAGAUCGACCACACUCCGUUGGCCGUGCACGGGGAGGGCUCCUUGAAACACGAGCACCACCAGCAUGUCUGGGAUGCCGGAGCAGCAGCUGCGGCUGCACCGCGUGCAUGGGUACCGCGGCCAUCAAGUGAGGCACUCGGCCACAUUUGCCAAUGACACAAACUCCGUCGUGUACAUUGUCGCCGGCUUGGCCAUCGUGUGGACUGAUGGCGAGCAGCGUUUCUACUACGAGCACACCGACGACAUCAUCUCGUUGUCGCUGCAUGAAGAUGAUGUGACAGCUGCCACUGGCCAGGUGGGUGCGGAGCCCUUCAUUUGCAUCUGGGACACAGAGUCCAUGGAAACCAAAGCCAUGCUCAAAGGCCACCACAAGUUGGGCAUCGCCUCCAUCCGCUUUGGCACCGGCAACCAAGCCAAGAUUCUGGUGUCAUGCGGCCUGGAAUCAAGUCACAACAUCGUUGUCUGGGACUGGACAAAGGGCCUGGCUCUCGCUGUCACCCCGGGCCACAACAAGCGCGUGUUUGAUGCGCAAAUCAGCCCCUGGAAGGGCAACCGCAUUGUCAGCUGCGGCGUUGAUCACGUCAAGUUCUGGACGCUGGCCGGAAACACCAUGACCACCCGCACUGGCACCUUUGACGGCAUGCGUGACACCGAUACGCAGCUGUGCCUUGCCUUUGAGCCGCCGGAGAGCAAGACAGAGCGGGUGUUUACGUCUUCCCUUGGCGGUGCUGUUACGGCCUGGCAAACCAAGGAUGGCUCCCCGCUCAACACCGUCCAAUGCCACCAAGGCCCCGUGUUUGUGAUGGACUGCACGCCAAAUGGCCUGGCAACCGGAGGAAAAGACGGCUUCAUGCGUCUGUGGGAGCUUGAUCUGUCACCGAUUGCUGAGCUGGACAUCAACGCCAUCCUGCAAGAGAGUGCUGUGACGUUGCGGACGGUGUGCUGGGCGGGCGACAAGAUCCUGGUGGGCACAAAGGACAGCCAACUGUAUAUUGUCAAGGGGAGCGAUAAGAUGAACCCAACCUGCGUCACACAGGGCCACCGCCCGGGAGAGCUGUGGGGGCUCGCCAUCAGCCCCGACGGAAGGACGUUUGUCACAGCAAGCGACGAUGGGAGUGUGCGGCUGUGGGCGUUUGAUGCCCCGACAUGUGUGAAGACGAGCGAGCUCCAGUCCCCACUGCGCUGCUGUCAGUUCAACCCGGCGGGCACACACGUCGCUGCUGCCGGCAAGGGAGGCACUGUCUUCAUCCUCACGCCAGACCUAGAACACGUCAAGCAGCAGUUCAAAGUGCGGGACAACAGCGUGGAUGUCAUUGCAUACACCGCCAAUGAUCUCUUCGUCGCAGGCAGCGGCGAUGGGUUUAUUGACGUGUACGAUCCAAGGAGCAAAUACAAGCACGUGACGGGCGGGCAAAUCUGCGACUCCUUCAUCGCACACAUUGACCUCAUGGACAACCCAGACGAAAUCAUGGUGACGAGCGGGACGGGCGAUCUCAUUCGCGUACGUCUGUCAGACGUGAAAAUCGUCAAAUCAGAGGAUGCAAGCACCGCGACUGUCACGAGCCCUGCGCUGCCCAUGGUGAAGGGGAUCUGGGGCCCGUACGCGGACUGCAACGACGUCAACGUUGUCGCCACGUGUGAUGGCGCAGUUGUGAGUGGCGAUGAUUAUGGCAACGUCAAGCUGUUCAACUUCCCCUGCCCUGAAGCCGGCGCCCUGCACCGCACGUACAAGGGCCACUCUGCCCACGUCACCAACAUCGCCUUUGACCCCUCGGGCAGAUGGAUGGUGACCACGGGCGGUGCUGAUCAGUCCGUUUUCGUGUGGAAAUAUCAUCCGGAAGGAGGACUCGAGAGCAUCGAAUACGACUCUGAGGAAGGCGUGAGCGACUAUGAGGAUGAGGAUUUGGAUGCGCUGGACAGCGAUGUGGAGACGGAAGUGCAGGUCGACUAUUCCCGCAAGAAAACGCCGCCCCCACCGGCUGCAAAGGCCGCAAAGGUUUCACGCAAACCGCCACCGCUACACAGUGCCCGCCUUUCUCACGUCCACGGCUAUCGGGGCUACGACUGCAGGAACAACCUGUUUUACGAUUCGUCGCUGGAUGUGCUCAUCUAUCACAUCGCAGCGCUCGCCAUCGUCGUCGACAUGAAGACGUGGGAGCAGUCGUUCUACGUCGGACACACGGACGAUAUCCUGUGUCUGGCGCACCACCCCGAGGACGACCUGGUCGCGACAGGACAAGUUGGCAAGGACCCGCCCAUCCACAUCUGGCACUUGAAGGAGCGCAAGGCUCUCUCCAUCCUCAAAGGGAGCCAUUCGCGCGGUGUGUGCGCGGUGUCGUUCCACCCUGACGGCAAGCGGCUGGUCAGCGUUGGGCUCGACAACGACCACUCCAUCUGCCUGUGGGACUGGGCAAAGGGUGUCUGCGUCGCCACAACCCGUGGGCACAAGGACAAAAUCUUCGCCAUCGGCUUCAACCCAAGCGACCCAGCAAAGAUUGUGACCGUUGGCAUGAAACACAUCAAGUUCUGGACACAAAAGGGCAACGGGUUUUCCUCAAAGCGCGGUCUCUUUGGCAAGAAGGGCAAAGUGGAAACAAUGUUGUGCCUCACGUUUGGCGCCAACGGACACACGUACACCGGCUCGUCCUCAGGCAUCGUCUGCAUCUGGUCCGAGAACACGCUUGAGCGGACCGUCCAGGCGCAUAAGGGCCCGCUCUUCGCUAUUCACGCGCUUGAGCAAGCGUUCUUGACUGGCGGCAAGGACGGCAUGAUUCGCAUCUGGGGCCCCGAUUUCAAACGCGCUCUGCACGAGUUUAGCAUCUCGCAGGACCGCGUCACGAACGACUGUCUGCUCACCGUCGACAAGCCCGCCAUUCGCGCCCUCGAGGCAGAGAACGGCCUCAUCUUUGCCGGCACGAGCAAUGGCGAGGUGCUCCUUCUUGACGACACCGGAAACAUCAAAGUCGUCGCGCAGGGCCACGCUGCCGGCGAGCUGUGGGGACUGGCACCGCACCCAACGCAGCAGAUUGUGGCGACAACGAGCGACGACAAGACCCUUCGCGUCUGGGAUUUGGAUGCGCGCAAGCAGAUUGCGCUGCUGAAAUUGCCCACUGCUUCCCGCAGCGUCGCCUUCAACCACGACGCCACGCUCGUCGCCGUGGGCUUCAAGAACGGCGCCGUGCAUGUGUACGCGUAUCCGCCCAAGCCUGGUGCUGCGCCUGUGCAUAAGGCCCACCACCGCAAGGAGGACAUCUCAGAUAUCAAGUUCUCUCCAAAGGGCGACCUAUGCGCCGUUGCUUCGCACGACAACUUUGUCGACAUCUACCAAAUGAGCGAUUUCCACCGCGUUGGCGUGUGCAAGGGGCCGUCCAGCUACAUCACACAUGUCGACUGGGACAUGUCUGGGCAGCUGCUAAUGACAAAUUCGGGUGCAAAGGAACUGCUCUACUUCCGCGCUCCAAAGGGAAAAAUUCAGCCAAUCUCAAAGUCCGCAGCAGCAAACGUCGAGUGGGAGACGUGGACGUCUGUGCUUGGUCCGUCUGUGAUUGGCAUUUGGCCACCAAGCUCGGACGUUACAGACGUAAACGCAUCCUGCCUCUCACACGACAGGAAGAUUCUUGCAACGGCCGACGACUUUGGGAUGGUAAAACUCUUCGAUUUCCCGGUCACCACUGCCCACGCCAAGCACAAGAAGUACAUUGGCCAUUCAGCGCACGUGACGAGCGUUCGCUUCACCGCUGGCGACAAGAAGCUUGUUUCCAUCGGCGGUAACGACACGUCACUCAUCGUCUGGGACUUUGGUGCCGCGGAAUCAAUGGCGGAUGCAGAUGAAGUCCAUCAUCAGUUCAGUGAUGCGUCCGACACGGAUUCCGAGGAAGAAGGGUAUGACAGCGACGUGACACGCGAGCGAAGCAUCGACUACACAACAAAGGCGUAUCACAGCCGGCAGGACCCGUCUGAUCGCCAAUCGAAGAUUGCAAAGCGUCGAUCAAACGCAAAGAAGAACAAGUUUGGCCGUGGUCGUGCCCAUGCGGCAAAGUCGAAGCCUGCGAUCAAAUCCCUGAAGCUGCACUUUAUCCACGGCUACCGCGCCUACGAUGCCCGCAACAACCUUCGCUUCAUUGAUCGAGAAACGAUUGUGUUCCACGCUGCGGGUGCGUGCGUGGUGAUGAACAUCACAACACGGCAGCAGAAGUUCUACCUGCAGCACACGGACGAUGUGCUGUGUCUUGCCGUCAACCCACGCAAGCCCUCGUUCAUCGCCACGGGGCAGGUGGGCGAGAGCCCGUCCGUGCACGUGUGGAACGCGCAGACGAUGGAGACUGCAUCCAUCAUCUCUGGAGCGCACGACGUCGGCGUCGGCAGCGUGAGUUUCAGCAGCAACGGGAAGGUGCUGCUCUCUGUUGGCGUUGCGGAGAAGCCACGCAUCUGCAUCCACCGCUGGCAGACGGGUGUUGAGCUGUGCUCGGCACAGACCAACCACCGCAUCUUCGUCGCCAGCUUCCGCCCAGACAGCGACGUGGAGUUUGUGACGGCUGGCAUCAAGCAUCUCCACUUCUGGACCAUCACCGGCUCGUCUGUCAUCCACAAGCGCGGCAUCACGGGCCCGAACAUCAAGAUGACCACCAUGCUUGGUGUUGCUUUCGGCCAGGGCGACGUCACAUUCUCCAGCGCCAUGAACGGCGACGUGUGGAUCUGGAAGGGCACAAAGUUGAUGAAGACGGUGAAAGCACAUGACCGCCCGUGCUUUGCAAUGGCGACAGACGUCACGCGCGCGGGGCGACACAUUAUCACCGGUGGAAAGGAUGGGUAUGUGCGGGUGUGGGACGAGAAGAUGAAGCAAAAGGCGGAGAUGCACCUGCCCGGUGAAGAGCUGCGGUCUGUCUGUCGCGGCGCAAACGACCAGUACCUCGUCGGCACUGAGGGAGGGUCGGUGUACAUUGUGCGUCCCGGCACGCAACCGGAGCGUGUGCUGAGUGGCCACGGCGAGGGUGAAUUGUGGGCGCUGGCAACAGCGAGCAAAGCCGACAAGUUUGACUUUGUGACGGCGAGCGAUGACAAAACGCUUCGCUUCUGGAAACUGGAUCCACCAGCCCUUGCACUUCCCAUCAUCAACCUUCCUGAGCGUGCACGCUGCGUGUGUCUUGGCCAGGACGACAACCUGUGCUGUGUCAGCCUUGAGAACGGAGAGUUUCUCCUGUUCAACAUGAGCAAUCUUGAUGAGAAACCGCAAUCUAAACGCGACCGCGGAAAGGCAAUCCGAUGCAUCAAGUUGAGCCCGGACGAGUCUGUCCUUGCAGUCGUCUCAAACGACGUCGCCGUCGAUUUCUACGACGUGGCGUCGCUGAAUCGACUUGGGUACUGCCGCGACUUGAAGAAGCCAAUUGCACACAUCGACUGGUCUGAGGACGGAAAGCACCUGCGGCUGGAGACGUCAAGCUAUGACGUCGUCUACGUCGAAGCCCCAACAGGCAAACUCGUCAAGAAGCCAGACAAGGUGAAAUGGGCGACACGAACCGGGGUGUUUGACGACAACGUGCUCGGCAUUUGGCCAAAGGGCGGUGAUAAGGUGAACAUCAACUGCGCGGCGCGGUCGACGGCAUCCAACGCCGUUGUGACGGGCGACGACAUGGGCUUUGUCAAGCUGUUUGCCUACCCGUGCCCAGAAUCACACGCGCGGCCAUCCACGUAUGUUGGCCACGCUGCCCAAGUUACGAGCAUUGCAUUUGUCAACAACGACAACUUUGUUGUGUCCACUGGUGGCGAUGACAACAGUAUUCUUGUGUGGAAAACGGCAAAGUCCACAUACGGACAGUGACAUGCACCAAGUCACGACAUUUGCGACUGCUGUCGCUGCUUUACCCCCUGUUCCCCUUCAUCUGCUCCUCUGUCUCAUCUUGUGAUGUCUUUGUGUUGCCUUGUUGCUUGCCCUUCAGCGCGAAAACGCGCCUGUUUUUGUUCACACGCAUGUGCCGGUGUGUUCACACCACUGUUUUGGCCAAAAGUACACCAUGCAAAGAAAAAGUUCGAGUCAAC
Messenger RNA from Salpingoeca rosetta, 6132 nucleotides. RefSeq lists its product as uncharacterized. Bases 161 to 5914 code for a protein of 1917 amino acids. The transcript has 49 exons. The record is from RefSeq and is a predicted model, not a curated record. NCBI's taxonomy places the organism in Eukaryota, Choanoflagellata, Craspedida, Salpingoecidae. Gene Ontology annotation, molecular function: microtubule binding.